CGCACAUCGACAAGGAGCAUCAACCACUAGCACCAUGUCGGCAACAGCAGGACCUGUGCCUGCGGCUAUUGCCCCCCAAGGCGGCGCAGGCAGUGCGCCUAGGCAGCAGAGGGCGUUCAAGACGCAGGAUAAGCCCGAUGAAGUUCGGCGAUCCAACAUGAACGCUGCAAAGGCAGUCAGCGACGCCAUUCGAACCAGUCUGGGUCCAAAGGGCAUGGACAAGAUGAUCCAAACCGCUUCUGGCGAGGUGGUCAUCACAAAUGACGGCGCGACGAUCCUGAAGCACAUGGCUGUCAUGCACCCCGCCGCACGAAUGCUCGUCGAGCUCUCGCAGGCGCAAGACGUCGAGGCCGGUGACGGUACCACGUCGGUCGUCGUCAUUGCUGGCUCGCUUCUCGGCGCUGCAGAGAAGAUGCUGAACAAGGGUAUCCACCCCACCAUCAUCGCCGAAGCUUUUCAACGCGCAGCUGCAAAGGCCGUCGAGUUUCUUUCGGACAUCUCUACGCCCAUCGAGCUGAGUGACAAGGAAAGCUUGCUCCGCGCCGCCAGCACUAGCUUGAACUCCAAGAUCGUCUCGCAAUACUCUUCUGUCCUGGCACCCAUUGCUGUCAAUGCCGUGACCCGUCUUCUCGACCCCAAGUCCUCUGCUACGGCACCUUCGAAGUCGUCUGCAGACCCCGCUUCGGCCUCUGCGCCAGGCUCGUCGACUGUGCUUCCCGAGGAACAGGUCAACGUGGACCUGCGCGACAUUCGCCUGGUCAAGAAGGUCGGAGGCACAAUUGACGAUACUGAGCUCGUUGAGGGACUGGUGCUGGAGCAGAAUGUCGUUGGUGGAUCGGGAGGCCCGACUCGUAUGGAAAAGGCAAAGAUUGCCGUCUGCCAGUUCCAGCUGAGCAGCCCCAAGCCGGAUAUGGACAACCAAAUCGUUGUGAACGAUUACCGACAGAUGGACAAGAUUCUGAAAGAGGAGCGCCAGUACCUGCUCAACAUGUGCAAGAAGAUCAAAAAGACUGGCUGCAACGUCUUGCUCAUCCAAAAGUCGAUUCUUCGCGACGCCGUCAACGACCUCGCACUGCACUUCCUGGCCAAGCUCAAGAUUCUUGUCGUAACAAACGUCGAGCGCGACGAGAUUGACUUUGUCAGCAAGACGCUUGGCGCCAAGCCCGUCGCCGACAUUGAGGCGUUCACAGAGGACAAGCUGGCGAGUGCAGACCUGGUCGAUGAGGUAAACCAGAACGGAGCAAAGGUGUGCAAGAUCACCGGCAUUAAGAACAUGGGCCGGACCGUCUCGGUGCUCUGCACGGGCGCCAAUGCCCUGGUGCUCAGCGAGAGCGAGCGAUCGCUGCACGACGCCCUCUGUGUCGUCCGAUGCCUCGUCAAGAAGCGCGCUCUCAUCGCAGGCGGUGGUGCGCCCGAGGUGCACGUCUCCCGUCUUCUCUCGGAGUAUGCCUCGACGCUGAGCGGCAUGGAGGCCUACUGCUUCCAAGCGUAUGCCGAGGCACUCGAGGUGAUCCCCACGACGCUGGCAGAGAACGCGGGCCUGAACCCAAUCAGCAUCGUGACCGAGCUCCGGAAUCGGCAUGCGCUUGGCGAACGAACGGCGGGCAUCAAUGUGAGGAAGGGUCAAAUCACAAACAUUCUUGAGGAGAAUGUGCUGCAGCCACUUCUCGUCAACACGAGCGCCAUUGAAUUGGCCACCGAGACAGUGUCGCUGCUUCUCCGGAUCGACGACUAUCACCUUUCUCGUUGAUUGUAUAGCCGUAGCUAAAAAGAUGAACAGGAUUAGAGAGC
Molecule: messenger RNA, 1791 nt
Organism: Acaromyces ingoldii
Lineage: Eukaryota; Fungi; Basidiomycota; Exobasidiomycetes; Exobasidiales; Cryptobasidiaceae
Product: T-complex protein 1
Exons: 4
Coding region: 35-1750 (571 amino acids)
Biological process (GO): protein folding
Cellular component (GO): chaperonin-containing T-complex
Molecular function (GO): ATP hydrolysis activity; ATP-dependent protein folding chaperone; ATP binding
Source: RefSeq, a predicted model, not a curated record